AUGUUCGAAGCAAACUCAACUUCAGAUUCCCAAGGAAAAGUGCCGCCAGACAUUCCACCCGUUGAGAGUCGAAUGCCCGAAAUCGUCUUCCGUCAACGCACUAUCAGACGAAUUUUGCUUGGUCUCAAAACGAAUAGGGCUAACGGUCCUGAUGGAGUUCCACCCAUUAUCCUUAAAAAAUGUUCACCAGAAUUAACACCGUUCCUCUGCAAGUUGUUUAGCGUCUCGUACAGGAUGCGGUGGGCAUCGUUAAUUUUAGCCAUAAAGAUGUUUCCAAGUAACGGCACUAUAUUAUCGUUGAUUUGUCUGGAAAACCCUCUUGGAUCCAGAGGGUUUUUUGAUAUAAUGUAUUCCUUGGACACCCAUUUCGAUAGAGGCACAUCAAAUCAGUCCCCUGUGCUACCAGAGAGCAGUGUGGGCCCCCUUGUUGCGACCAAAGACCACGUGAUGGUCACUUGUAGGUGCUAAAGCACCAUUGGGAACUUCCCAG
Phaedon cochleariae (mustard beetle) is the source of this 490-nucleotide messenger RNA. The record is from the annotation of a GenBank genome assembly. NCBI's taxonomy places the organism in Eukaryota, Metazoa, Arthropoda, Insecta, Coleoptera, Chrysomelidae.